Molecule: messenger RNA, 1154 nt
Organism: Capsicum annuum
Lineage: Eukaryota; Viridiplantae; Streptophyta; Magnoliopsida; Solanales; Solanaceae
Exons: 5
Coding region: 460-909 (149 amino acids)
Biological process (GO): regulation of transcription by RNA polymerase II
Cellular component (GO): NuA4 histone acetyltransferase complex; nucleus
Source: RefSeq, a predicted model, not a curated record
AUAGUACACAACAAUAAUGAUAGAUAUCUACGGUUAAACCCUAAACAAUCAUACUACAACUAGUGCACAACAAUACUCCUAUCUGACUAACCUUCCGCUCUAAUACACAUUCUUCAAAUCUCCCAAUAUAAAAUCAUGUCAUCGGCAAUCUGAAUAUCUAUUUUAAUUAAUCAAAUAAUUUUAAUUUUAAAAAUAUCCGUUUAAUUUUAUAUUAAAUUGUCUACAUUCUAGAGCCCAAAAACUUGCCCAAUUCAACCCCCCCCCCCGCCCGCCUCCCAGCCCACCAAAAAACUAGCCUAGUUAAUUAAAUCUUGAUCUUUUAGAUCAAACAAAUAAAUUGAUCAAAGAAAACCCCUUUCAAGAAACCAAAAAAUUACAUAAAAAUCAAAUCUUUCAUCAUUCUCCAAGAAUUUGCUAAUUUCCAACACCCCAAAAAACCCAAAGAGCAAAAAAAAGCAAAUGGGGCAUCAAAACAAUGGGAAAGGAAAGAAAGAAGAAGAAAUGAAGAAGGAAAGAGUAGUAGAAGAAGAAGAAGUUGAAGAAGGUGGUGAAGAAGGUGAACAUGAUGAACAAGAUGGAAUGUCUGUUCAUUCUCCUUGUAAACCUGCUUCUUCUGCUCUUCGUAAGGAGCAAUCACAAGUGGAAUUGGAGAUUAGAUUGUUGGAGGCUCUUGAAAUCUAUCCCCCUGCCAAAUUGAGAGGCAUCCAUCGUCAUUUUGUCCUUUACGGCUUAACAGAAUAUCUGCGUAGAAGCUUCAAUAGGCAUUUUGCUCCUGAUGAUGUUUUGAAGCUGCUGGAUCGCUUCUACAACUUGGAAAUGGUGAAACCAGAUGAUGAGGAUGCAGAAAUCCUAAAUCAAGAGGAAGAGUUUUGCCUGCCGCAUAGUUAUUUCUCGAAGGAGGAACCUUGAACAAGUUCGGAAUCAAUGUGGAUAUUGAACUUUAACAUAUGGCAGCUUUUGUAUAGUAGUAACAGGUUGUUAAAUUUUUGUUUUUUGAUGCCAUAAUCAUUCUGCAUCUUCUGUUGGAUCUUCCUUCAACAGGCAGUCUUGUAUGCUUGCUGAGAAUUGAUUUCAGCUUCCUAAUACAGUUGACAUGUUUAAAAAUUUUCUCUGAGAGACCUAUCCGGUCAAUACUCUCAGCGUAAUUGGUAAAA